This is a messenger RNA of Lindgomyces ingoldianus, 3282 nucleotides long. RefSeq lists its product as uncharacterized. The transcript is spliced from 17 exons. NCBI's taxonomy places the organism in Eukaryota, Fungi, Ascomycota, Dothideomycetes, Pleosporales, Lindgomycetaceae. The coding region runs from base 1 to 3282 and encodes 1093 amino acids. The record is from RefSeq and is a predicted model, not a curated record.
AUGGCUUGGCAUAUAAUUCUGCCGUCUUUCAUUUGUAUUCUCCCUAAAUAUGCGUAUGAAGAAAGGGAAAGAAGACGGUCUUCGGGUUGCGUAGUUUUCUUACUCGUCGAGCUUUGGCCUGGAAGAGAGAGUAGAAUUGAGUGCCUGCUCUCAAGUCUCGCGGGCGUCACGGCUUUGCUACGAGAGUGUUUAAAGGUAGUGAGUCUAGGCCUGCAUCAAUAUGUCCUUCCGAUGGUAAAACUUGGUUUUCAAGUUAAUGAGGUAGAUACCAAGGGCUUUAGUGGCAUAAGCAAGGAAGGCCAGGGAAGUGAGUUUGCACCGAGGCUAUUAUGCAUGCAACUCGUUUGUCUUCCUAUGGCAGCUGGAUUUGUAGUACUCAAUUUUAGCUCCUUGCCGUUCUUCUGUGAUAGUGUGAAGAUGGGGUUUGAUAUCUUGAGGUGGAGGAAAAUCAGGUCAAGCAGCCCGGAUAUUAGACAAGAUCGAGGCGGAAGUUCAGGGCGUAAUAGUAAUUUGAAAGAAAGGGGAAGUAAUCAUAGCAAAGGAACGGGGACCAAGGCCUAUACGCGUACGACUGCGAUAGAGAUGGGAGCAUCCUCCCUCUCUUUCUCAGAAUAUCCAUCAAAUACCUCGUCAAAAGAUCCAAACUCGGACCCUCAGUCCAUACAUCACUUCUCUCAUUACUUGUGCCCCCUGCAAGGCUACAACAUCUCUAUCACAAACCAACGCACCACUAUCAGCCGCAAAAGCAGGAACUGCAUUGAGCGCUCUCUAAGUAGGAUUGGCGUAAUUCCGCUCAUUAUUGCCGUCCUCAUGCUUUGGCGCCUAAGUAAAAAAGAGUCACAAGAUCACGCUUCUGAAGCAGUACAAGCAAACGGCGCGAGUGGUGGCGAGCGCCAGAACAAGGUUGAAGAUGUGAACCAUCACGCCCCUCAAGAAUACAUUCAAAUAAGCCUGGUUUACGAGCUAUACAACGAAAGCCAAGCGCAAGGAUUGCUUUCAGCAAAUGCACGCACCUCGGUAGAGAUAGAAAGCUAUCCCUUUGAAAGACUGUUAAGAGAUCAUUAUCGCAUCUCGGAAAUUCAAUCGUACGACUACCCAUCCUUUUUUCAGAGUCGUGUUCUUGUCUCAGACAACUUGACGACUUUUUUUCAUUCCGUCUUUCUCUGCCUUUCUGGGAUCGAUCUCUGUCGCUUCUAUCCAACAUCGAAAUUCCAUGGGAGACAGCUUAAUAUAGCUAGAGCAUAUCCGCUCUUGGCUACUUACCUAAACGAUUGCGUUCGGUCUCUCAAUCCAAAAUCGCGAACAAAGAAAGAAGAAGUCUUACUUCAAUCCAUUCGAGCACUUUCUCGCAACAACAUGUUCUCAUCACCGGUAUUGGCAGACCCGAACCGUACCCAUCCAGCCCAAAAAGCGCCCGGCUCAGCUGCCGCAAAGCGAACACCCGGUUCCUGCUCCUCGCCGCUCCUUUCCUUUCAGAUACCCUUCAUCCUCCUUGGUAAGAAGACCGAUGUCCCGAAAGAUAUAUACAACGACGCUGAGCGGGAGACAAAGCCGCUUGGGGCCUUACACCACAUGCUCAGGUUAUCAUGCCCGGGAGUAUCAAUAGCUCUUUGGGCUUGUGAACCUAGGGUCGAGCCGGAGGAAAGAUUACCCCACCUGCCAAUCAAAAUCGGGGAAGAGGAGGUCUUGCAGGCACGAAGGUAUACCGAGUGGCUGAAGAGGCAGAAGGAAGGGUGGAGCCGGGUUGAAGCCGCUGGUGGAUGGGUGGUUCGCCGGGCUGAAGAAACGAAAAAAGACAUCGGACCGUGGCAUGUUGGUCAUUGGCGAGAAGGCGACGGCUACUUGACUGAAGAUGAGAUACGAGAGUUGGAGGAUGGAGUAUUCUGUUUUCCGGUUAUCUUGCAACAUGUUGGGGUUCCUGUAGUGAACUCUGUCUGGAGAAUUGAGGUGGAGGGUGAGCUGAAGAAAAUAUUGGAAACACUGGAGAAAUAUUUCAAUCAGCAUAUUGAAGACUUCCCGUUCCGGAUUGUGGUGAACGAGAAGUGUAGGUUGAAGAUUGCCGUCUCCACGAGUGAAGAGCAAGCUGGAGAUCAAGAGAGGUGGGGUUUGGAUAUGGUAGUGAAACUCAUGUUGGCCUUGACGGCUUGGGAGAAAGAACUUGUCACUACGGAUACGAUGACCGGUGUUCUAGAAUACUGGUACCUAAGCCGGGUCCUUGAGAAUCGUAGUGUUAGGGAUUUGCGAACUUUUGAGAGAAACAUAAGAAGGUCGCUGUUGGGCAAGAAUAGACCUUUUGAAAGGGCCAAGGAGAGAUGGUUCGGCAACACCGAAUACGACGACGAUAUUUCUAAGUGGAAAGAGUUAUGGACCGUAAUCGACGAGUUGAGAGAGGAAGAGGGCGGAAAUUCAAAGCUAGAACGCCUUCUUAAGGACAUGGAGAACUCUGAGAAAAGUGGGGAGUACAGGCUGGCAGUGUCUUUUGGGGUUCGCCAACCUUCACAGCGUCUGAUUUCAGAAAAGAGUGAAGGUGGUACGACCCCCCACUCGAAGCCUAACUAUCUAGCCCUAGAAUCCGAGGGGUUCGAUCGGGAAUCGAGCCUUCCACUGAUCAUCUUCCAAAACCAUCGAAGCACACUAGACUAUAACGAGCUGAUUGCCCACUUAGAUCUCGUAAGUGCCCUGAUCAGAUUUGUACAAUGGACUCCAUACGACGUGAUACGUCAAGCGGCCAAAAAUUUCAGAGCGCAUCUGUCUGCUCUCAAAGAGCCAACAGCCAAUUCACUCGUAGAUUUUCUCGAGGUACUGGAGGCUCGGCAGUCAACGCGAGAGUUCUACUACGAAUUCACCAGAUCGUACGGAAAGCUUUCCCCAAAGAAGGAAUAUGACAUUGCACAAGUUUCUGCAUUGGAACGCUCCCCGUUCGGAAAGAUCGUUAGGGCAAUUGAGAAGCAGAGAAAGGAUGAAAGAGAGUAUAUGCCUUUGUUCAUUGAGCGGUACACCAAAGGCGGCGGAUUUCUUCGCGUUCCGAAAUCGAAAUUACUUUCUGCGAAAGAUGCACUGACUAGAUCACUGACUCCUAAGUUCGGUGAAGAGAGCGAAAGGUUAGAAAGAGUGAAGACAGAUGGGAAGCGUGGCAGCGAUUCUGCACCACCGUUCCAAGGUGAGGAUAGCCGUGGUGACUUCUUUUCACUUCAAUCAACAGAAACCGACCAGGUUGUCUCUAAAUCAGCUUCGCCACUGAAGGGUGAAGAUGGAGUAAGAAAAGGAAGCAAGAGGUACUAG